AUGAGCGAAACCCAGGACCAAAAAUCGUUCUUCAAGCGACACUGGGAAGGGUACAAGGAGUUCUGGGCUGAAAGAUUUUCGUUUUUGGAGAACUACUCGAGAGUUCUUAACCCAGAGAAGCCAAUGCCCCACUGGGAUAGCUCUAUUGUGGAAGAGUUUAUUGCCUCCGAUCCCGUUUAUGGUCCCACUCUCAAGACGUCCAGGGAAGCAGCUCAAUUUGGUGCUGCAGGUGCAGUCCUAGGAGCAGUUACAACAGCUGGCUACUGUUGGAAGUACUCGCGAAGUGCUCAUGGCGCAGCACUGGCUUUCGGUUUUGGAGCUGUCACCGAUGAAAUUCUACCAGUGGCUGCAAAACAGAGCUUGAGAGAUCAUGCAAAGAAUCAGGCAGUGAACUUUUCUUUAUUAUUUCCUUGUGCAACUAUUUUGAGGAAUGAUGGGUGGCAUUAUGUUUGA
Molecule: messenger RNA, 453 nt
Organism: Fraxinus pennsylvanica
Lineage: Eukaryota; Viridiplantae; Streptophyta; Magnoliopsida; Lamiales; Oleaceae
Source: the annotation of a GenBank genome assembly